Molecule: messenger RNA, 3616 nt
Organism: Struthio camelus australis
Lineage: Eukaryota; Metazoa; Chordata; Aves; Struthioniformes; Struthionidae
Source: RefSeq, a predicted model, not a curated record
UAGGCUCUUUUGUUUCUUUUCAUUCUUGCUAUUUUCUCCUUUACAAAAGGAGGUUAUUCUUAAAAGCUUUUUCGUAUGGAUAUUUGAACAGACUUGCUUUUCUGCUCGGGCUGCUCAAGAACAUUCAGGGUAAAAAGCUAUAUAGGACUUCUCACUGUGUUUGAAAGUCUAGUUUGGCUUUAGUAACUUGCUAUUACUUGAUUUUAAAAUGUUUAUUAGCUUGUUGCUCAACUUGUGAUUUCAGCAGGGUUAGUCAUCAGUUAGAAUUCUCAAGACAGGCAAACAGGUGUAUCUGGUAAGAUGAGCAUGAGUGGGAAAGCUUGCUCCUAAAUAUAGCAGUAAAAACCUAUAGUAAUAUCUGUCAGCCGUUGCGUGGAUCAUCACACACACGAACAUCUUCAGGCCCUUUUUCCUGAAGUAAAAAAACAACAAAGCUCCAAAGUCAAAUUACAUCUCCAAUGCCUAAUUAGUCUGGGAUGUGGUAGUCGUUGUAACUGCUGGUCCCAUUAAACAUAUCAACUUGCAGACGACAUUGCGCCUGGUUCAGUGAGUCUCUGGCCAGGCUGAGAUUAUACAGUGUAGGUUCUUACCAUAGCGAGAUACCAAACUCAACUCCACUUCUGUGUGUCAGUGAAGGUAGGAGGGGUGUGGGCUGUUAGGGUGCACCAAGACUGACUGGAAAGUAGUACAAAAUGCUCUUUACUACGUAUGUAAAAUGUUGUUGCCAAAGUAAAGAGGGUGGAAAAAAUUAAUUAUGUCUGUGUGAAAAUUGUGUUACAAGACUGGAAUUCUUCUCUGAGAGAAGAGACUAGCGAAGAAUGUGAUUAUAGGCACAGCUGAUGAUACUGAUGCUCUAAUUUUCCUUUCAUGACCUGUUAAUAAGGCCUAUCUUCAGUUGUGUUAUUGCCAAAGCUUUGCCAUUUGGACUGAAAUUUUUCACAGUAGCUCUCUGCUUCAGAGUAACUUUGAGCAAUGAAGAGGAAGGAAGGAAGGAAGAAUAAGAGGAUAUUGGCUCAAGAAUGGAUCAGCUGUAUAUCCAAGAAUAGAACUGUUUGAGGAGGGAGGGAAAAGAACAAAAAAGGAAGGGUGGAUGGAAGUCUUACAGUGUAUUUGUACUUAGCAGUUCCUCUUUACAACAAGGACUUAACAUUUAGCAAUGGAUCACCUGGUAUGCAAAGUGUGAUUUCUGAAGCCUGUGAUAAUGUGUCCAGAUUUGACCAUGACCUGGUCUUGAAGUGUUUUCAAUCUUAAGACUGUACUGCGCGUGUGAGUUUAGUACCUCUUACAUUCUUUAAAUAGUUGAUCUGUAUCAAGUAUGCUUCAUCCUAGGGCUUAGCAGUAACUGCUUGUCUGCAAUUUUUUCUUAUUGUUACUGGGUGCAGGUAUUAAAAUGAGAACAAGAAGACCUUCUUGCAGGCUUGUUUAUCUGGUUAUUUUAUUUUUGUGCUUGUUCCUAGGAAGCUUGGUGUGAAGCAGGGAAGUUGAUGUGUAAGAGAAACUGAAGUAGAGCUGGCACAGAUAUUGGAGAGGAAGGGGAUGGGGAGGUAUAAGUAAUGGAUAAGAACAGAGGACCCGUAUGGACAAUGACUGGACCAGAAAGAAUAAGUCUGCUGCUUCUACCUAUUACUGUAUUUGUAUAUGUAAUAAUUCUGUGCUAUUCUAAUCUAAACUUUGGAUUCUGCUAAUGCUGCAAAAUGGAAGUGGUCCCAUUCCAUGAUGUCUACUCCCCAAAAAACACUUUGUGGGAGAAAUGCCAUGAUUUGAGCAAUAAGUUAAAUAAAGUGUGUAGCCACACAGUAGAUGUUUAAUUCUGGCUUUCCCUUACCUUUCAGUGAUAUUUUAGCACACUCAAUAUCUGUCAUGUUUCUUUCUUUUUAAGGGUAAUAAUGAAGGUGGUGGGAAGGGACAAGCAGGGCAACGAAAAUGGAUAUUUAGUGUUUCAAAGAAAAAAUACGUAAAACUGGAAAACUGUAAAAUCUAACUAAUGAAGAAUUAGUGUUUUUCACACUCAUAUACCUGGCAUGCUUCAUGUUGAACAUGAGCCUUGUUAUGAUUAGCGAGAAUGUAAAGCUGGCCCGUGAAUAUGCUUUACUGGGAAACUAUGAUUCUGCAAUGGUCUAUUACCAGGGAGUUCUUGACCAAAUGAAUAAAUACCUCUACUCUGUCAGAGAUACGUAUCUACAACAGAAAUGGCAACAGGUUUGGCAGGAGAUAAGUGUGGAAGCUAAGCACGUGAAAGAUAUAAUGAAAACACUAGAGAGUUUUAAGCUAGACAGUACUCCGUUGAAAGCUUCGCAACAAGAAUUAAGACCUUCGCCAGGACCCAGAAAACGUCUGUCUGCUCCAUGCAGUGAUUGUAGAGGUCACAAUAAUCGUAUAAGUGCAGCAGUCAGAGGCCCUCACCGCCCAUCCUCUCGAAAUCCCAACGAAAAAGGGAAGGCAGUCCGCGGCCGGGAAAAGAAAGAUCAACAAAUGAAAGGAAAGGAGGAGAAGAACAAAUCCACAUCUGAGAUUUCAGAAUCUGAACCAAAGAAAUUUGAUGGUACUGGGUAUGAUAAAGAUUUAGUAGAAGCUUUGGAAAGAGAUAUAAUUUCUCAAAAUCCCAAUAUUCGAUGGGAUGAUAUUGCUGACCUAGUAGAAGCCAAAAAGCUGCUCAAAGAAGCUGUAGUUUUACCAAUGUGGAUGCCAGAAUUUUUUAAGGGAAUUAGAAGACCGUGGAAGGGUGUGCUGAUGGUUGGUCCUCCUGGUACUGGAAAGACCCUCCUGGCAAAAGCUGUAGCUACAGAAUGCAAGACUACUUUCUUCAAUGUUUCUUCUUCCACACUGACCUCAAAAUACAGAGGCGAAUCUGAGAAACUUGUUCGUCUACUGUUUGAAAUGGCUCGAUUUUAUGCCCCAACAACUAUAUUUAUUGAUGAGAUAGACUCUAUCUGUAGUCGCAGGGGAACUUCAGAGGAGCAUGAAGCUAGCAGGCGUGUGAAAGCAGAACUGCUGGUUCAAAUGGAUGGUGUUGGAGGGGCUACUGAAAACGAUGAUCCUUCUAAGAUGGUUAUGGUACUUGCUGCUACUAAUUUUCCUUGGGAUAUUGAUGAAGCCUUGAGACGGAGACUAGAGAAGAGAAUUUACAUUCCUCUACCAUCAGCAAAAGGUAGAGAGGAGCUCCUGAGAAUAAAUCUGCGAGAGCUGGAAUUGGCUGAUGAUGUUGACCUUGCAAAUAUAGCUGAGAAAAUGGAGGGUUAUUCAGGUGCAGACAUUACCAAUGUAUGCAGAGAUGCAUCAUUGAUGGCUAUGAGAAGACGUAUUGAAGGCUUGACACCAGAAGAAAUAAGAAAUCUUUCCCGAGAUGAAAUGCAUAUGCCAACAACUAUGGAAGACUUUGAAAUAGCUUUAAAAAAGGUUUCUAAAUCUGUAUCUGCUGCGGACAUUGAAAAAUAUGAAAAAUGGAUAGUUGAGUUUGGAUCAUGCUGAGAUGUCUUAUCUUGAAGAAGCCACCUUACGUCUUAAAACAGCUUCAGAAGUAAUAAGUAGUGUGUCAGUGCACUGAGUGCUCUUUUUAACUUUUGUAAUUAAAUUUAAGAGCAACAGAUACCUAAAUAAAUGUUUUUUAAAAUGCAAA